Messenger RNA from Polyodon spathula (Mississippi paddlefish), 1299 nucleotides. RefSeq lists its product as uncharacterized. The record is from RefSeq and is a predicted model, not a curated record. Lineage: Eukaryota; Metazoa; Chordata; Actinopteri; Acipenseriformes; Polyodontidae. The transcript is spliced from 2 exons. The annotation marks the transcript as partial.
UGGUGCUGUGGAACAGACAGGCAGGGAGACUCUGUGAUUGGUGCUGUGGAACAGACAGGCAGGGAGACUCUGUGAUUGGCGCUGUGGAACGGACAGGCAGGGAGACUCUGUGUUUGGCGUGUGGAACGGACAGGCAGGGAGACUCUGUGAUUGGUGCUGUGGAACAGACAGGCAGGGAGACUCUGUGAUUGGCGCUGUGGAACGGACAGGCAGGGAGACUCUGUAUUUGGUGCUGUGGAACGGACAGGCAGGGAGACUCUGUGAUUGGCGCUGUGGAACGGACAGGCAGGGAGACUCUGUGAUUGGCGCUGUGGAACGGGCAGGCAGGGAGACUCUGUGAUUGCUGCUUCUCUCUGCAAGGUCCCUGGCGUGGUCCAGCGCUCCUAGAGAAGCAGCUCUGGAACACUGUGGAUUGUGAAGCAGCUCUGGAACACUGUGGAUAGAGAAGCCAGCCAUGCAUGUUUGUCUACCAGGAGCCUCGUUGCUUGGGUAACAGGUAAUCACUGGUAGUUCUGAACCCCAGGACUGGGAGCUGGGUGAGCAAGAGUUUCUGACCCUGCGCAGGGAGUCUUGAGAGAGCAGCCUGGCAGCCCAGCUCCACCAUGCCCAACUUCAGCACCAAUUCCUGGAGUGUUCUGCACGAAGAACCGGGGGUCAUCCUCACUCACUGCAGCGGGCUGGUGGCAGAGCUCGUGCAGAGAUUCAGCGGAGGGGGUGCCCCCCUGCCCAAAAACAAUGCAGCUAGCGGGAUGAAGGACAGAAACAAAGAGGACUGGCAGACACAGAGAAGCAGAGGGACACAGGAGAGGACAGAGGCCCAGGCACGCAGGAGGAAGAACAUCACAGAGUUCCUGGGGGACUCCAGCAUCCCUCUCCCUGACUCCCUGCCCCAGCACAGCGCCUCUCUGCCCAGCAGCGUGGGAUUGGAGGCUCUGGGUGGCCCGGGGGGGUCCGGGUCAGAGAGGAGGAAGAACAAAGCGGCCAGCAGGUUCAGUGGCUUCUUUGGAGCUGCGGCCGGAGCGGGACCCUUCAACAAGGUGAGACCCCCUCGUACCCCAACACUGCCCCCCCACACUGUACCUCAACACUGUACCCUGACACUGCCCCCCCACACUGUACCUCAACACUGUACCCUGACACUGCACCCCCACACUGUACCUCAACAAUGUACCCUGACACUGCACCCCCACACUGUACCUCAACACUGUACCCUGACACUGGGGGGUGUGACGAUGGAGUUUGGUUACAUGGGGCUGUUGACUUGGUGGUUUGACAUGGAGUGGGACCUGGGACUGCGCC